GACAGCCCCGAGCAAUGGCUUCCUGUGCUUCCGUCUUCCCUGUUGUUCCAUGGGAAAGCCCUAUUUUGUGGCGAUGUAAAGGAAGAAGAGAGCCGCAUCAAACCAAGAUUCCUCGUCUAAUCGACCUGUUUGUCAAUAAUAUGAGUUCGUCAAUUGCCAUCCACAGGUUUGUUGCACAGAAUUCGCUCCAUUCAUCUCCAUUUCCCCUCGGCUCAGAUUCUUUGGAACCCGAGGUCAAAUUUCGAACUGCCUUUUCGCACAUGAGAACGCUCGAAUCUCCUGUUAUCUACGAUACAAUUACCGUACAAGAUGAGCAGGCAGAUUUUCCGUGGUUCGGAUACGAUCACUCCCUAAUUUUACCCGGAAAAACCCUGGAAAGGAUCUUCUGGGAGGAUACUCCAUGGAUGCCGUGUUUUGAUGAUCUGUUGAAUGUUCACGAGUCGUUGGGUUUAGCGAGGAAGAAGUACAAUGCUCUUAGGAGGAGACAAGUCAAGGCAGAGACGGAGGCGUGGGAGAGAGCAGCGGAGGAGUACAAGGAGUUGGAACGGGUGAUGCUGGAGAAGAAGCUUGCUCCUAGCUUACCUUAUGUGAAGUCUCUGUUCCUCGGAUGGUUUGAGCCGCUGCGGAGUGCAAUUGAGAAGGACCUGAAGCUGGAGAAGGCAAAAAGACAUAAGGCGGCUUAUGCGCAUCAUUUGAGCCUCUUGCCAGCUGAUAAGCUAGCGGUGAUUGUGAUGCAUAAGAUGAUGGGGUUGCUGAUGAUGGGGCAAGAGGAGGGGUGUGUUCGGGUGGUGCAAGCUGCCAUUCACAUUGGAGAGGCAGUAGAAAAUGAGGUUAGGAUCCAUGGCUAUGUUGAGAAGACUAAGAAACGUGGGAAUAGAGUGUGCCAAGAUAUCAUUUUUACUAAAGAGCAGCAGAAGCGACGAAAACUUGUGAUGAAGUUGAUCAAAAUGAAAAAGCUGGUUGACGUUCAGAAACUAUUGAAAGAGGAGAUUCAUAUGGAACCUUGGGGACGAGAUGCUCAAGCCAAGUUGGGAACUCGGUUGAUUGAACUAUUGAUAGAAUCAGCAUUUGUGCAGCCACCAAUUAACCAAUCAGGUGACAGUUCACCAGAUAUUCUGCCAGCUUUUAGGCACAUAUUAAAAGCUGUAUCAGUUGAAGAUGGAAAAUUAAAGAACAAGUAUGGAGUUAUUGAAUGCCAUCCAUUAGUUCACAUGGGACUUGGUAGCACUGCCAGGCUGAUGGUGAUUCCUUACCUACCAAUGUUGAUACCACCUAAAAAAUGGAAAGGAUAUAACAAGGGCGGACAUUUAUUCUUACCUUCCUAUGUGAUGCGUACCCAUGGAGCCAAGGACCAACAAAAUGCGAUUAAGAGUGUUCCUAAAAGGCAGCUAAAUAAAGUUUUUGAGGCCCUUGAUACUCUAGGAAGUACGAAAUGGAGAGUGAACAGAAGAAUCCUUGAAGUAGUAGAGACUAUUUGGAGUGAAGGUGGAGGUGUUGCAGGUUUAGUUGAUCGUGAAGAUAUUCCCAUACAAGAGAAACCUGGCUUGGAGGAUUCCAUGGAGAUUAAAAAAUGGCGCUGGAAUGCUAGAAAAGCAAAAAAGGCUAACAAUGAGAUGCAUGCUCAGCGAUGUGACACAGAACUUAAGCUUUCUGUUGCUCGCAAGAUGCAAGAUGAGGAAGGAUUUUACUAUCCUCAUAAUCUUGAUUUCCGUGGUCGUGCAUACCCAAUGCAUUCACAUUUAAAUCAUUUAAGUUCUGAUCUAUGCCGAGGAAUUCUCGAGUUCGCUGAAGGCAGACAACUUGGCAAGUCUGGGUUAUGCUGGUUAAAAGUUCAUUUGGCUAACAUUUAUGGUGGGGGUGUUGAAAAGCUCUCCUAUGAUGCUCGACUGACAUUUGUGGAGAACCAUUUAAAUAAUAUAUUUGAUUCCGCCAUGAAUCCUGUUGAUGGAAAGCGAUGGUGGAUUCAUGCUGAAGAUCCUUUUCAAUGUUUGGCUGCAUGUAUAAAUCUUUCUGAUGCCUUAACUAGCUCAUCACCGCAUAGUAUGAUCUCAUACCUUCCCAUUCAUCAGGAUGGUUCAUGCAAUGGUUUGCAGCAUUAUGCAGCACUUGGAAGAGAUAGUUUGGAAGCUGCUGCAGUAAACUUGGUUGCUCAAGAGAAGCCGGCUGAUGUUUAUUCAGGAAUAGCUGCAAGGGUUUAUGAGAUAGUAAAGCAAGAUUCUCAGAAAGACCCAGCUAGUGAUCCUACUGCUUCAUUGGCUAAAAUCUUAGUUGAUCAGCUUUCAGGUGGACAGGAAGUUAGUAAAGCAGACUGUCAUGACAUCAGUCUAUGGUGUUACAUAUGUUGGUGCCAGAGAGCAGAUAAAAAGGAGACUGAUAGAAAAAGGAAAAAUCACAGAUGACAGGUUACUCUUUCGUGUAUCUUGCUAUGCAGCUAAGGUUACAUUGAAUGCUUUGGGUGAGAUGUUCCAAGCUGCACGAAGUAUAAUGAAAUGGCUCGGUGAUUGUGCAAAG
Dendrobium catenatum is the source of this 2511-nucleotide messenger RNA. Its product is annotated as DNA-directed RNA polymerase 3, chloroplastic. Gene Ontology annotation, molecular function: DNA binding; DNA-directed RNA polymerase activity. The record is from RefSeq and is a predicted model, not a curated record. Gene Ontology annotation, biological process: mitochondrial transcription. Gene Ontology annotation, cellular component: mitochondrial DNA-directed RNA polymerase complex. NCBI's taxonomy places the organism in Eukaryota, Viridiplantae, Streptophyta, Magnoliopsida, Asparagales, Orchidaceae.